Molecule: messenger RNA, 2349 nt
Organism: Capsicum annuum
Lineage: Eukaryota; Viridiplantae; Streptophyta; Magnoliopsida; Solanales; Solanaceae
Product: 3beta-hydroxysteroid-dehydrogenase/decarboxylase
Exons: 11
Coding region: 124-1608 (494 amino acids)
Biological process (GO): steroid biosynthetic process
Molecular function (GO): 3-beta-hydroxy-Delta5-steroid dehydrogenase (NAD+) activity
Source: RefSeq, a predicted model, not a curated record
AUCAUAUAGAGUUAAUACUUGUUCAACAACUAGUCGUGAAUUAUUUUCUCUUUUUCAACAAGGGAGGCUUUGAAUAAAACCCUCGAUCGAUCCCUUCAUUGAAAAGGGAAAUCGGGAAGAAGAAUGGCGAUUGAAACGUGCGUGGUGUUUGGUGGACGAGGAUUCAUCGGGAAAUCUCUUGUCGAUAGGCUUCUUCGAGUCGGCAAUUGGAUCGUAAGAAUUGCCGAUUCUAUCCCAACUCUUCAACUUGAACCCUCUGAAUCCCUCCUUUCCCAUGCCCUUUCUUCUGGUCGCGCUUCCUAUUUCCAUGUCGAUGUUCGUCUUAAAUCCAAUAUUAUUCCAGCUAUUGAUGGCGCAUCAGUUGUAUUUUACAUGGAUGAUAGGGAUUCAUACGUUCAUAAUUUCUAUAUUUGCUACACAAUUGUUGUUCAAGGUGCCAAGAAUAUCAUUGCUGCCUGUCAAGAGUGUAAAGUCAAAAGGCUAUUAUACAACAGUUCUGCUGAUGUAGUUUUGGACAGCUGGCAGGAUAUACAUGGUGGGGAUGAGUCCUUACCAUAUUCCAGUAAAUUUGUGAACAUGGUAACUGAUCUUAAGGCUCAAGCAGAGGCUCUAGUUUUAGUUGCAAAUGAUACUGAUGGCCUUAUUACUUGUGCACUUCGUCCCAGCUAUGUUUUCGGACCUGGAGACAAUUAUAUCUCUUCUUUGCUAGUCAAUGUUGCAAAAUCUGGCUGGGGCAAGUUUAUUAUAGGGCUUGGUGACAAUAUAACUGACUUAACCUAUGUGGAGAAUGUUGCCCAUGCACAUAUAUGUGCUGAAAAAGCUCUAAGUUCCAGGGGAAGUCAUGUAUGUGGCAAGGCCUUUUUCAUCACUAAUCUCAAGCCGAUGACGUUCAAGGAUUUUGUAUCUCUCGUGUUUCAGAGAUUGGGAUAUCAAAGGUCCAUUAUCAAGAUUCCUGCUAGGUUUACACAAUAUGUUACUUUGAUCAUAAAAUGGACAAUUUCAAGGAUGAGCAAUUGGAGGGCUGAGAAUGUGCCAGUUCUUUAUAUUAUUGAAUUAGCAUUGUGCCAUAGGAGAUUUAAUUGCUCGGCGGCUCAGAAAUAUAUUGGAUAUUCACCAGUUGUUUCCCUUGAAGAAGGAGUUGCUUUAACCGCUAAGUCCACUCAAUUAGCCAGAGAAUCAUCUUUCUCAAGCUAUAGUGACACUGAUGAGGAGUCAAAAGUGCAUAAACUGCUAGGUGGUGGAAAAGUUGCAGAAAUUUUAUUGUGGAGAAAUGAGCAGAGAACAUUUACUUGUUUCCUUUUGCUGGUUUUCAUCCAUUAUUGGUUCUUCCUGUCUGGGAGGAGUUUCCUUUCAUCUCUUGCACAGCUUCUACUGAUGAUUGCUGCUGCUCUUUGGGGAUACAGCAUUCUGCCACCAACAAUAUAUGGGAUUGCAGUUCCCAGAAUAUCAUGGUCUUUCUUUGAGAUCUCUGAAGUGGAUAUGAGAACUUGCUUUUAUAAUGUAGCAUAUACGUGGAACAGAAUGAGUCAAUUAGCAAGUUUACUUGCCCGAGGAGAAGAUUGGUAUAUAUUUCUGAAGGUAUGUGUUACGCUAUAUUUUCACGCUUAAUGGUGCAUUAAAGUCCAUAUCCGGUUGUUUGAUAUGAUUCAAAACCAUUGCAGCACUAGCUAUGGCAUUCACUUCAUUCCUCAUUUAUGAGCAGUAUGAGGAUGAAGUUGAUAGUACAGCAAAUGUAAUAUACAGCAUAUCAAAAGGUGCCUUUACUUUGCUGAUGAGGGGUUUACCCUUGCCUCUGGCAGUGUUCCAUUCUGAUUCAGAAAUCCCAUCUUCUAGAUUGAAGAUCCAGCAAUGAGGUGUACUGAUGCUUUACUGACUCCUAACAACAGACAGAAGAAGAGUGAUGUAUAUCUUCGUGGCUCAGUUUCCUUAUUUAGAUUCUGUGACCUCUUGUACAAGUAGUUUGUUAACCCAACAUGUAAAUGGUCGAUCGAUCUGUAUCGUAUCAAGAAACUCAACUCCCCCACCAUUUCAUUCCUCCUAGACCCUAGCACUAGGGCUACAAAAAAGUUUGGGAAGUUAAAAGGAAAGAAAUACGACUCUCCCCUGCUCUCUGAGUAUAGGGUUUGCUCUUUCUGGAUGUGAGGUAGAUCUAAAUGAUGACAACAUCGUGGAUGAAUACUGCUUUGAUACAAAUUCUGCCUAUGCUUGCCGUUGUGUUUAUUACAAUGUGUCCAGAAACAAUGAUUAUAUUUUUAGAAAAGUAUGCCAUCUUGUGGAAGGGUGCAUCUUUCAAACGAACCAAUAGUUUUCGGAGGAUGUUGACAUUUAAAUUGAAAUUCCUUUUAUCCA